Molecule: messenger RNA, 635 nt
Organism: Pseudonaja textilis
Lineage: Eukaryota; Metazoa; Chordata; Lepidosauria; Squamata; Elapidae
Source: RefSeq, a predicted model, not a curated record
GGCCACACCAAGGGGCCCUUCCUGGUCAGCGCCCCUCUGUCCACCAUCAUCAAUUGGGAACGCGAGUUUCAGAUGUGGGCGCCAAAUUUCUACGUCGUAACCUACACAGGAGACAAGGACAGCCGUUCAAUCAUCCGGGAGAAUGAGUUUUCCUUCGAGGACAACGCCAUCAAAGGCGGGAAGAAAGCCUUUAAAAUGAAGAGAGAGGCUCAGGUCAAGUUCCAUGUCCUCCUGACGUCCUACGAGCUGGUCACCAUUGACCAGGCUGCCUUGGCCUCCAUCCGCUGGGCCUGCCUUGUGGUCGAUGAAGCUCACCGGCUCAAAAACAACCAGUCCAAGUUCUUCAGGGUGCUCAACGGUUACAAGAUCGACCACAAGCUGCUCCUGACGGGGACACCUUUGCAGAACAACUUGGAGGAGCUCUUCCACCUGCUGAACUUCCUCACUCCGGAGAGGUUCAAUAACCUGGAAGGAUUCCUGGAGGAAUUUGCAGACAUCUCCAAGGAGGAUCAAAUUAAGAAACUCCACGACCUCCUCGGUCCUCAUAUGUUACGUCGCCUCAAGGCCGACGUCUUCAAGAACAUGCCGGCCAAGACGGAGCUGAUCGUUCGGGUGGAGCUGAGCCCCAUGCAGAA